GCGGCCGCCAUUCGUGUGCGCGCCGCCGAACACGUCGUGCCUUCGUCGCCCCUGACCGCAACCGUUGCUCAUUUCAAAUUUCAAUAUUCGGUUAGUGCCUGCGUAACGAACUUUUAAAGGAUUUCUCUGUGCACGUGUGAUUUCUGUGGUGCUUCUUCGACAGGUUGUUACUGGCCAACAAACCAAGAAUAGUAGCCUAAAUCUAAUAGAUAAUUUACUGGUACCAAUUACCACUGGUAACACUCGUGUGUUGUGAACAUUUCAUAUUCACGUGACUCUCACAGAAACCGAAAGUUGUACGAAAGUGCUCAUCGACUAUUGGGCGACGCUCAUCUGUUUGGGGCCUACUUUAGUAUUGAUGUCAGUCAGCACCUUGGGUAAUGGAUAGCCACAGUCGCUCCGCGUCGCCAGGCGCGCCGGCGCGGCCGCAGCACCGGCCGCCGUCACCGCCGACGCCGCCCGCGCCCGGCGUCGACAACCGCGCCUUCCAGCCCGACGACCCCAACCACAACGACUCCUUCGCCUCCAACCACACGCACCAGAAUGGCCACACCAAGGAACUGAACGGCGACACGAAAACUUUAGAGGCGGUCAACUUGGAACUCAUCAAUUUGCAACCUAGAAAUGGAAACACAAAAAAGAAAGAUGUCGAAGUAGACAUGAAUGUAACGAACCCAUAUGAUGAAUAUUUUGUACCAGUCAACGAGCACAGGAAGUAUAUGAGAGGGGAGAAGCUGUACGUGACAGCAGACAAGCGUGGCGAGAAAGGCGGCUGCAAGCGGCCGCUGUGCUGGACGCUGCUCGGGCUCGUGGUGGCCGCCGUCGUCGCGCUCGUCGCGCUCGCCGCCACUGGUGUUUUAUUCACUAAUUCCCCAACACCGGUGGAACAGUACAACGCGUCCGUCAGCUCAGCACGGGCGCUCGGCGGCAUCGGCCAGGCGUCCCACCGCGACCACGACCAUCACCACAAUCACGGUCACGACCACGAUCACACACACCACGAUGACCAGACUCUGGACGCAGAAAACCCUUACGAUCCCCAACAAGUUGGCCACAGUCACGAUGAACCAACGACUCACGGAAGUGAUGAAGAAUACGACCAACCCGAUGUCGAAAAUAAUAAUGAUCAUUCAAUGUAUGUACCUAAAGUUUUGGAGGGCGAAUUAAAAAUAGACAACGAAGAAAUCCCAGCUGCGCUUUACGAUCCCGGAAGUAACGAGUACAAACAAUUUACAGAAGAUUUUUCCCAAGCACUUAAAGAAGCCCUAUUCGGGGUAGACUCGAUGAACGAUAACAGUAACGACGUUCUAGUAGAAUUUAUGAAGCUCAGGGAAGAAUCGGGCAUCAUAAUGUACAGAAUACAUUGGAAAUCAGCGCUUAAUAACGAGCCAAAUAAUGAGUUAGGCCCUAAUGAACUGAAGGCUAACUUGGAAAAAUAUCUCGUGAGACACAAUAGAAUGAUAAACCUUUAUCAUGUCGCUAAAGACGGAAUAAAAGCGAGACGAGUUCUGGAUCUUUGUCAAAUCAAUAAAAAUAAUUGUGAAUACGGCUGCGAGUUCGAUGAAAGUACCUUAGAUUUUACAUGCUCUUGUCCCCAAAAUCAAAUGCUUGAUAUCACAAACCCUCACAGGUGUAUAUCAACCGAUGAACCAAAUUCGGCGGAUGACUUAACUCAUAAUCCAAUUAACGCUUUCGCAAAUUCGGAUUCAGACCACACCACGACUAACAUCAACAUCGAAAAUAAUAUACAUAAGACACGCCAUUCAGAUGACAAUGUUUUCGACUGGAAAGAAACUCAUACUGUGAUGUUAGAAACGACCACCGCCACAGAUCCAGAUCUUAACUUUUCGCACAUAUUUGGUCGUGAAAACAACGCUGGGGAUGAACAAAACACUGCGAAUAUGGAUUCAAGUACUGAAAGUAAAGUCACAAACAAACCUGUCAUCCAAGCCGAGCCCGAAGCUUCAUCAGUACCAGAACCAGAACCCACAUCCGAAGCAGAACCUCGCGAACCGUCUCCUGAACCCUCUUCUGCACCGUCGUCUGAACCUGUUCCUGAACCGUCGCCAGAACCAUCUUCUGAGCCAUCGCCUGAACCGUCGCCAGAACCAUCUUCUGAGCCAUCGCCUGAACCAUCGUCAGACACAGAAGCAGAACCAUCUUCGGAAUCGGAAUCCGAAUCUUCUUCUGAACCAGAGGCCAAACAAUAUUUGGAACUGAACCCUAAACUAUUGUCAGAACCAGAACCUGAGCCGACUUCAGCAUCGGAACCUUCUUCUAAACCAACAUCUGAAACAAAAUCGGAAAUCGAGCCUAAACCUACAUCGGAACCGGAACCGGAAGUUUCUUCCGAGCCAAAACUUUCAGUGGUAGAACUUGAAACUCCUCCUGUGUCAGAACUAAAUACAACUUCAUUACAUUCCGAAGAAGAACAUACCUCUGAACUAAGAACAACACCAGAACCAAUUGCAGUAUCUAAACCAGAACUCAAAGUAAAAAUAGAUACGGGACUAGUUUCUGAAUCAAAAAAUGAACAUGAAACAGUAAAAGACAGUAAUGCCAGUAUGAAUGAUCUCACAACAGAAUCUAAGAUAGUUUCAGAUUCUAUAACUGAACCAAAUCAUAUCGUAAAACAGGGACAAGGAGAAGAAUCAGAAACAAAAGAAGAAAGUAUAACUAAUUCCACAAUUCUAACAUUAAAUUAUAGUCCAACAGUUGAAUCUAAGUCAGCACCACAAUACGAAACUACAACAACGGAAAAUACAGAAGAAAUAUCGACUGAAUUAACAGUUAACCCUAAUUUGAUAUAUGAAUCCAAAGCAAAAUUAAAUACGGUGGAAAGUAGCACAGAAAACAAUUAUGAAAAGGAAUCUGAAACAGGACCUACGAAAAACGGUGAAAACAACUUGUCUGAUGAAUCCACAGAUGUCACAAACGUGAUGUUCUCCGCUAUCAACGAUUUAGGAAAAGUUAAACUAAACGACUAUGAUAAUAACGUUGUUACAACAACAGAACCCUCGUUAGAAGCUAAUACAGACUUAUCAAUUUUGAAACUGAACAAACCAAAAGAAAAUAACUUACAAUUAUUAAGUUCCAACGGUGACAAUGAUUGGCUUCAGUAUGAUAAGAAUAAAGUCACAACUGAAAAUGAUAACUUAAAGGAUAAUAAGACUAAAAAGAUAAAUUUAGCCGACCUAGGUGCUACCAAGCGUCCUAAUGCAACCGACGACGAACUGUCAUUCGAAUACAUGGCAAAGAAUAAUGAAGUUCCAAGCGAAAUGGGUGACGAGGAAACUAAAACUACAGUAGCCCCUGCAGUGCACGCUGAUAGUGAAAAUACCACUGAUGUUAAUUCAAACCAAUUGUCGACUUUUCAAGAUGGUACAUCUGAAAGUGAAAAUCGGGCCGAAACACAGGACGUCCAAUUAGAUCAGCCAGUAACAGAAUAUUUACACGAUGACAGUUUGCCUCCAAAAAACGAGCAAAUCAUAGAAAAUAAGUAUCUGAUGGACCCACUUGACAAAAAAUCACAUGAUUCUCAGACCAAUGGAGAAGAACCAUCAAACGAACCUUCCGAUAUUUCUUUUGAUUAUAUCAUUAACCGUUCAUCAAAGUCUAUUGCAGAACAAAGUAGUACAGCUACAGAACAUGUGACCCCAAAAGCAACUGUUGAACAAAGUACUACUACAAACGAUUCUGAUUGGGUACGUGUAUCAGUAACUGAAAUCAAUUAUGCAAAAACGUUCAAUAAAAUCCCGGAAGGUGCCGAAACUACAACGGUCAACGAAUUAGAAGAUAUAAUUAGUACUGGGAUGUCAAACGAAGAUUUUGAACCAGAUUAUUUAAACAAUAUGGAUAAAACUACCACUAAAGCACCAGAACAGUAUGUACCAAUGUAUGUUUCUCAUGAUUAUGACAAUGAGGAAUUACGCGUGAAACGAGUUAACGUAGAAGCAAAAAAUAAUACAAAUCUUCCGGUUACCACGGAACCGAUGGAAACUUCAAAAACGAGCGACCGUAAUGAAACCACCAAUGUUAGUGACUACAUUUAUAGAACAACUGAACAAUAUUUCUUAAGUAACAGCGCCGACAUAAAAAGUAUUUCGAAAGAUAUAAACAAAACUGAACCAGCUCCCGUUUGGGAGGAAUCCGAUAAUGACAUACACUUACUUAACAUAGAAUCUACAAUAAAUAAUACGUUACGCACCUUUAAUCAGCCACACAUGAACGGAAGUACAGAAAGUAUACCAGACAACACAACACCCGUAAAUAAUUUCAAUGUUACGAUAUAUGAAAUAUCAGCCCUUGACAAUAACACAUUUCCUACGACAAAACACAUGAACUCCCAUUCUUCGGAAUAUGAUGACCAUGAAACAGAAAUGAACCCAUUUUUACCAGAAAUAGAAAAUAAUAAAAGUCUCGUCAAAAAACUACAAGAAGGACACGAUUUAGAGCCGACUAACCUCAACGAUAAACAAAAUGAGAACAAUGAUGAUCAUUCUAUACCAACUGAACGCCAAACAAGUGCAAAAAGAAAUUCUAGCGAGAACUUAAAUGUAAUAAAUAAAGAUUACACAACUAUCGGACCUGAAGUAAUGUCCGCCGAUAGUAAAAAUGUACAUUUAAAUACUAGUAACACUUCAGAUCUUACAAAUAACAGCAAUCUAUUUAGCCAUAAAAGUGUAUUUGACAAAUCAGGGAGCCAAAACGAGGAUAUUCAACCUAUUUCAACAUUCCUAAUUGAUACUGAAGACUUAGGCAAGGAACGCACUACUAUUUCUAAUCCUAUUAUGGUAAAAAAUAUUUUAGAAAAUGAUGCGUCUAGUCCAGCGCCUGCAGGUGAGAAACGAACAUUAAGCAGAAUAAAUUAUGCAGAUGACAGCAAUAAUAUGGAAUUAUUAAGUGUUCUUCCUCUUCAUAACCAAGAUGAAACAAAAGUGCCUGAGAAAAACUUUACAAGUGAACAUAUACUGGAACUUAAUGACAUAAGGACAUUAGAUUUAACCAAAUAGAAUGGCAUGCUCACAUACGCAAUAUAAGCGAAUCGGUGCCCGUUGUCAUACUUAGGUACAUAGAUAUAGUUGCUUAUUGACCAUAAGUAAAUGACAAAUGGUUCAUGGAUUACACUACUCUACUCUUGUAUGUCUAAAACAAAAGCUUUUACCACGAACAUACAGAACCGCGGGUCCCUUUGGCAAUAGGGAACAUUACGCAAAACUCUGCGUAGAGGGCACUACUAGCACAAACUGAGGGAAACAGACUCUCUAUAAACAAACUGAUGCAUAAAAGUCAUAGUGAAAACUUGCCAAAAAACUGUUUAAGGCAUAAUAUGUAUAAGUUAAUCUAUGGUUUAUAAUGUAUGCUGGACUCUGGCGGCAGAACAUUGCUGUAAUACUAACUAUUGUGCCGAUUUUAUGGUACGAUAACACUUAAAACAGGAAUCGGAUUUGUAACAAAUCCCAUGUUGUUGUUUAAUAAAAAUUUAAUCAAUUAUUAAAAAUAACAAUACUGUACCCUCCAGCAGAAAACGUAAAAACUGAUAAACAUCUAGGUAUAUUUUAUAUACAGAAGAAAUAGAAGCUAUAGUGGAAAAAAGUAAAAUGAUUUUUUUCUCCGCCUAUUGUGAACCGAAUUGCAAUUGUUCACAUAUAACUAUUUUUGUUUCUAUAAUCUUUUUUCAUGCUUUCUGCUGAUGCAACCACAUUUGAACCUAAAAACCUAAACUUAAGUCCUUCAGAUUUAUAGGGGAUUUAGUUUUUUACAAACGUAUUGAUUUAAAGAUACAACUGACAGUCAUACCUACAGCUAUAGUUAGCAAUAAACAACAAUACUUGAAACUUGAAUCUAAUUCUGCCCAAUGGUUUCUUCCGUAUCAGUCGACUUUUUCGGCUUUCGAUUUUAUUCUCCAUGUCAAUGAAGGAAUCCGAGCCUAACGGGCAUUUCAACACACGAACUGUGCGCGUUGUACCCGUUCUAGGUAAUAUGUUAAGAAAGAAAUGAACUAUUUGUACAUUAGACUAGUCACAUUUGAAGUCAAUCUAGCAAAGUAUCGUUUAUGGCUGACAUGGGAUUAAAUGUCAGAAUAGGAAGGAAGCGCGCUUUUACGUCACCGAUAAAUGAUGCCUUGCUAGCCCUAUUACGUAGGUACGCUGUAACAUGGUGAUGGUCCCUAAUAUGGACGCGUUGUAUUAUCUCUGUAAGUCUUGUGCCUACUCUCACCCUUCAAUACUUGUGGGAGCGUGAAAGCGGUUUUUACCACCCCGUUAGUAGAUGGGCAUUUUCAGCAAAAAGUGUACCGUGUGAGUCGAAUCAACCCAAUACCUAUACUUGGUCAAGCAGAUCUUGUCAGUAGAAAAAGGCGCGAAAUUCAAAUUUUCUAUGAGACGAUAUCCCUUCGCGCCUACAUUGUUCAAAUUGGCCGCCUUUUUCUACUGACAAGAUCUGCUUGACCAACUUUAGUUAUAAGAUUUUUGAAAAAAAAAUGUACACUUUUCUUAAAACCCCCAGACACCUAAUUAUUGCAAAAUGCCCUUUUUCCGCAUAUGCAGCCUAGCAGCCUAGCAGUUAUAAUGUUCAACUUUAUUGAUAGCUAUUAAAGUUAAAUUUUAAACAAAUAUUUUUGAUGACAUAAAGUAAGGGGUUAGUUCGGUGCCUACAUUAUAAGUUACCAUACGCCUACAUCACACUUCCCUAAGUUGUUUCAGCUGUGCCUACGUAAUAAAAGGUAACCUAAUUACAAUUAAACUUUAUGAUAUCUGAUCAAGCAUGUAUAUUAUGUAUUAUGUUUUUGAAUAUAUUUAACCUAUUUAGCGCUAAUCACGACACGUCGUUUUGCCUCUACUAAGCAUUUCCGCUACAUACCGGGAAAUCCAUGUUGUCGGCUACGACGUAGCGCUACGACCAUAGCUCAGCGUGUUAAUCUCGUGAUAGUAUGUGGAUGCUGCAAUAGGCGUCUCGUAAAAUAAAACCGAAAUAAAACCUUAGGUUAUUCAUCAAGAAAUUCGUCGCUUUUGUCUAGCGCUUAUAUGUAGAUAUAAUACUUAAUUGUAUUUAAUUUCAUUUAAUUUCAUUUCAUUUCAAUAGGUACCUACCGCAGUCAACUUAAUUGGUACUUCAAAUUCCUUGGAUUGUAAUAAUAUUACCUAAACUUUAUCAUUAUCACCUACGUGUUAAAGUGUAGGUAUUGUAAUCAAUAGUAUCUAUCAAAAUUAGUUUCAAAUGCAGGCUGUUCCCUACACACUUCCUGGGGGAGGACACCUAUCCUUGUUACAGUCAGUCAAUGACCUCGCCAAUUAACUUAAUUAAAGUCUUAAGGUGAGGUGGCGAAGGCCCAUACAUAUAUUAUGUCAUGUGUAAAAAAUGUAAUCCAAUUUUCAUCGAUCAAGGUUUACGUAGGUAGUUGUAGUCUAGGCGUUUAUAUCUUGUAGCACCUGAAAAAUUGCUAGGGCUGCCACUGACCCAUACAUUAAUGCAAUGUCACCGGUACGUACCUAUAUGUAUAUGUUUGCACGAAUAUUAUAAAGUUCUCUCGAUGGAAUAUCGAAUCAAAAUCCUACAAAUUUAUAUUUUUUCUGGGAUAGUAUUCAUUUGUCGAAACAUGCUGUUAAAAAGAUACCUAUGCGUGAAUACUAUCUCUGCCAUUUCGUGAUGUGAUAACUUGCGCGGUAAAUUAUUAUAUUAUAGCGGUGACAGACGCCGCCACAUGGAUAGUAGCUGGACGUAGCUAUAGGUACCUACUACUUUUAUUGUAUUACUAAGUGAUAUUGUGAGAAAGUAAGGUCCGACUGUAAUUAUUAUUAUAGUAUUUGUUAACGUAGAUAUAUGUUGUAUAAUAUGGUUGAAAUUGUAAAGAAUUAUGUUGUAAAUAAAACUAAAGUUAGUGAAAA
Cydia splendana is the source of this 7886-nucleotide messenger RNA. RefSeq names its product mucin-2-like. The record is from RefSeq and is a predicted model, not a curated record. Bases 381 to 5012 code for a protein of 1543 amino acids. NCBI's taxonomy places the organism in Eukaryota, Metazoa, Arthropoda, Insecta, Lepidoptera, Tortricidae. The transcript has 7 exons.